AUGCAGCCCAUUCGCGUGUGGAUGCUUGUCUGCUUCCAACAGGUCGUCUUCCUCCUGGAAGAACUGGGGGUCCCGUAUGAGCUCAAAGUAAUACCCCCCACCGCAUUGAAGUCGCCGCCUUUUACCGACCUAAAUCCCAAUGGUCGUGUCCCUGAAAGUAUUCCGCCGCUUGGAAGCGAUGGAGCUGACAUUAAGGUAGCCAUCGAGGAUCCCAAUCGGAACCUCGUCCUUUGGGAAUCCGGGGCCAUUCUUACCUAUCUGGCUCAGCAAUACGACAAGAGUUUCAAGGUGUCAUUUUCCGAAGGAAACGAGGUCCAGCAUGUGAACCAAUGGCUUCACUUCCAGACCAGUGGCCAAGGCCCUUACUAUGGUCAGGCGGCAUGGUUUAUGAUUCACCACCACGAGCGUCUUCCAUCUGCCGUUGAUCGCUACAUCAAUGAGAUAAAUCGUAUCUUAGGCGUAUUGGAGAGGUCACUUGAAGGCAAAGAGUGGCUCGUCGGUGACAAGAUGACGUUUGCCGACAUGGCUUUCGUACCUUAUCAUAGCAUAUUACACCCCUUUUUGGGUAUUCCGGAGGAGGAGCAUUUCAAGGACUUCCCCAAUGUGGGCGCUUGGCAUCGGCGAUUGACGUCGAGAGAUUCAUGGAAGAAGGUCAUGCAGCUGAAGGACACUCUUGAGAUCAACGUGUAG
Clonostachys solani is the source of this 690-nucleotide messenger RNA. Lineage: Eukaryota; Fungi; Ascomycota; Sordariomycetes; Hypocreales; Bionectriaceae. The record is from the annotation of a GenBank genome assembly.